Molecule: messenger RNA, 453 nt
Organism: Cladophialophora carrionii CBS 160.54
Lineage: Eukaryota; Fungi; Ascomycota; Eurotiomycetes; Chaetothyriales; Herpotrichiellaceae
Exons: 2
Coding region: 1-453 (150 amino acids)
Biological process (GO): SRP-dependent cotranslational protein targeting to membrane
Cellular component (GO): signal recognition particle, endoplasmic reticulum targeting
Molecular function (GO): endoplasmic reticulum signal sequence receptor activity; 7S RNA binding
Source: RefSeq, a predicted model, not a curated record
AUGUCUCCUCAAGAACGACUAUCGAACGACGAGUUCCUCGCCCGCCUCAGCACGCUCCUCACCUCUACGCACGCGCAGGCCCACGGCUCAAUCUACCUCACCCAGAAACCGCUUUUCGCAGCGGCCGACCCUGAUUCUGCAUCGGCUGCUGCCGCCGACUCGGCACAGAUCCUCGUCCGUGCAACCAACGGCGUGGGCAGACUCCAAAAGUCCACCGCUGUAUCCAAGGCCUCGAAACCGAAAGCGAAAUCCAGUACCCCGGUCGCGGCGGCGGACACGAAGCCGAAGAUCAGGUUCGCGACCCUGGUGGCGAUGUCGGACUUGGAGUCUUUCUACACGCGGUAUGCGGACGUGUGCAAGAAGGGGAUGGAGGGGUUGAGGAAGCGGGACAAGAAAAAGGCAAAGGAACGCGCAAAGGCGAAGAAGAAGGGGAAGACUGGCGCGGGGGCGUGA